This is a messenger RNA of Closterium sp. Naga37s-1, 2334 nucleotides long. The record is from the annotation of a GenBank genome assembly. Lineage: Eukaryota; Viridiplantae; Streptophyta; Zygnematophyceae; Desmidiales; Closteriaceae.
AUGGACCGUCCGUUCGUCGCCGCCGCGCACCUCGCCUCCGCGCAUCCUGUCUCCGCCCCAUGUGCUCCCGCCGCCGCUCUCCUCCGCCACGAGCACACUCUUGCCUGCCCGCUCCCGCCGUCCACCUCCGCCUUUUCUCCCCCUUCCGUCGCACGCGGCGUCGCCAGACGAACUUUAUCCUAUCGCAGCCGUCGCACGGCGACUGUCACGGCGACCGCGGGCUACGCGGCAGCGAGCAGCAGCGACGAGAGCGAGAGCGGAGGGAGCUCGGGGCGGCGCGCGGCGAUCGACGUGGAGGGGUUGAGCCUGAGCCUGGGGCGCGCGCAGGUGCUGCGAGAAUGCAGCCUGCGUGUGCCCGAAGGGCAGCUGUGGAUGCUACUGGGACCCAACGGGUGUGGCAAGUCAACGCUGCUCAAGGUACUAGCGGGGCUGCUGCAGCCCAACAGUGGGCGGCUGAGAGUGGACGCACCUCGCUCCUUCGUCUUCCAGAACCCCGACCACCAGGUCAUCAUGCCAACUGUGAAUGCUGACGUGGCGUUCGGGCUGGGUCGGCUGAACCCGCCGCUGCCAGAGGAGGAGGUGCAGCGGCGCGUGGCAGAGGCCCUGGAGGCCGUUGGCAUGGCGGAGUAUGGGCAGCGCCUGGUGUCAACACUGAGUGGCGGGCAGAAACAGCGGGUGGCGAUAGCGGGGGCACUGGCGGAGGAUUCACACACGCUGCUGCUGGACGAGCUCACCACCUUCCUUGACUCCCAAGACCAGUUCGCAGUCAUCAAGGCAGUGCGCAAUGUGGUGUCGGGCAGCUCUCCAGGCACCAGCAGCAACACCGCACACAGCGGCACAGAAAGCAGCAGCACAGACAGAAGUGCAGUCAGCAGCAGCGGCAGCAGCAGCAGGGGGCGGGGGGGGCGGAGGGUGACAGCGCUGUGGGUGACGCAUCGGCUGGAGGAGCUACAGUUUGCAGACGGGGCGGCAUACAUGGAUGGCGGCAGGGUGGUGGUCAUGGGCUCCGUGCCUCAUGUUGUGGACUAUAUCACCCGGCAGCAGCAACAGCAGCAGGCCGCAUCUGCAGGGUCUCCUGCAACGCCUACGAGAGGCAUUGGCAGGUUCGGAACCCCGCGAGCCGUUUUUUCGCCUGUAAGAUACUCUCCUGCCAAACCUGCUGCUUGCAACGACGAUGGUGAGACGUACUGCAGCAGCGUGCUUCUGAAGAGCGUGAGGCCGCUGCUGGAGAAACUGGCGAAUCACCUCCCUGACGGCCAGCACAAGCCCUCCAAGGCGCAUGUACCUGACGCACCUGAUGUGAAGCGGCCUGGAAUCGGCCGCUUCGGAGGCAAGCCUGCUGCUGCCGUGCUUGCACCUGCACCUGUGGUCGUCACCGCUGCUGCUGCUGCUGCUGCUGCAGUCACACCGUCUGCUGUGGUUGCGCCUGUGGUGGUGCCUGAGGUAGCGCCUGUGGCUCCAGUGGCGUCAACCACACCACAGGUGGCUGAAGCGUCUGUGACCACGGAAGCAUUUUUGGAGGAGCCGAGUGCAGGUGUUGCUGAUCUGCGUGAGCAGAAAGCCAGAUGGGACAAGCUGCGUCAGGAGGUUCUUGCAAUGGAUAUUGAAAUGACAAAGGUGAGAGCACGUGCUGCUUACCUGAGAUGGGCCAAGCUGGACCAGGCGACGUGGGCCAGGGACAUUGAAGCCGCCAUUGAAGCCUGCCUUCCUGCUUGGAUCGCGCCUGCUAAAACAGUUCCUCCUGUAUCUGCAACUGCAACGACUGUAGCAGCGACUGUAGCAGAGUCCGCAGCACCAGCUGCUCCCUCUGCAGCAUCAGCAACAACAGUGAAAUCACCUGUUGCGGCAUCACCAGUGAGAGGAGCUUCACCAGCAGCACAGGCGUCAAGACCUGUUGUUGCAGCAAGGUGCAAGGUGGGGGGUGAAACCGUGAAGGGCAAGAAUGGGUGCAGUGGCAAGGCGGUGAGCACUGGUGUGAAGGGUGGCAAUAUCAGCAGCAAUGCUGCAGUCUCUGGCCCACGUGCAGCAGCAGCUUUUGCUGCGGGAUCACGUGGUGGUGCAUCAUCAGUGAGAGCAGCUGGCAAGGCCAGCAGCAGGCAGGCGAGUGGGGUGAAGAGGAGAGAGGGGGGUGGGUGUGGGGAGGGAGCAGCAGGGAGGGCAGCAGGUGGAAGGCAGGGUGGUGUGAAGGCAGCAGGUGGCAGAGCAGUGGCAAGUGGCGUGUGUGGCAGGGAGGGGGUGAAGCAGCAGGCGGGGAGGAGAGAGGGUUUGGUGCAUGAGAGGCAGGCGAAGCCAGGCUGCAGCAGCAGCAGGGCGCACAGAAGGAGCUCCUGUUAG